This is a messenger RNA of Polychytrium aggregatum, 1508 nucleotides long. RefSeq lists its product as uncharacterized. Gene Ontology annotation, cellular component: nucleus. The coding region runs from base 279 to 1226 and encodes 315 amino acids. Gene Ontology annotation, molecular function: DNA-binding transcription activator activity, RNA polymerase II-specific; RNA polymerase II transcription regulatory region sequence-specific DNA binding. Gene Ontology annotation, biological process: regulation of transcription by RNA polymerase II. The record is from RefSeq and is a predicted model, not a curated record. The transcript has a single exon. Lineage: Eukaryota; Fungi; Chytridiomycota; Chytridiomycetes; Polychytriales.
GCGCGGCCACCGCACGGCCUCAUAAAUAGCGCCGCUGCCGCCCUCGGCCAAGGUGACUCAUUCCACCAUCAUCGCGGAUCACAUCGCAGUCCUUCGCUGCAAACCAAACCAAGCCAAGCUCAUCGCCGUCGACCCCAUCUGAACUCGUCGACCCGCCCGAUCGCCAUCACCCAAAGACACCCGCGAUCACAGAGCCCUCCUUCGUUUAUUGACUUCCAGUCUCCCGCAUCGCCCCCGCACCCUUUGCUCCCAGCAACCACUACCGCUUCCCACACUCCAUGUGCUACAUCAAGAACGUCAAGCCUCUGGCUCCUGCCGACUCGCUCCUCCAGGUGCAGCCCAAGCUACCGCUCUCGCCUCCCGAGGGCCCCCAGAAGACUUUUGGCGCCGACUUUGCCAACUACGACUUCCUCGCGGGCCUGCCAAUCUCCGCAUCGGAAUGUGCCCCGCUUAUCGACCUGCCUCCCAUGACCGCCGAGUCCCUCAGCGCCGACUCGGACUUUUGGCUCAGUCUCCUCAGCAGCUCGCAGCUGCCCUCGUCGCCAUCGUCGAGCGAGUUUGCCUCGCCCUCCUUUGGCUCGCCGCUCUGCCUCACCCCCGAGCUCGUUUCCCAGUCCAUGUUCACCCCCGCCUCAGGCCCGAUGCCCGAGUUUGUCCACCCCCCGAUGCAAGCCAUGAUCCUCCCCGCCAUGUCUUGGCCAUCGCCCGAGACGCCCUCGACCCAGACCAUCAUCUCCGUGCCCACCCCCGUCCACUGCACCCAGGAGUCGCAGCCUGCCAACUCGACCUCGGCCUCGACCGGCUCCAGCGCCAACAACUCCAACAGCAACCUCACCUCGCCGCCCAACAGCAACUCGUCCCUGUCCUCGCACAACGACCAGGUCCCCAGCCAGAAGCCCAAUUCGCGUAAGCGCCAGUCCGACGAUGAUGACGACGACGAUCACGACGACGACACCGUCCGCCGCCGCAAGAACACCGAGGCUGCUCGUCGCUCGCGCCAGCGAAAGGUCGCCAAGCUCGAGAGCCUCGAGAAGCAGUCCAAGGACCUUGAGCGCGAGAACGCCCAGCUGUCCAUCCGCCUUGCCGUGCUGGAGUCUGAGAAGGUUGGAUGGAUCGCCAAGGAAGCCGAGCUGAUGGCCCGCAUUCGUCAGCUCGAGGAGCAGCUGGCCGAGAGCCACAAGGCCUUGCUGGAGUUUGGCAUGAAGUCCGCCUCGGGCAUGCUGUAAACCAACCAACCCCCCUCCCGCUUACAGCUGGCCUGUUUACGGACGUUCUGUUCUGCUCCUCUAUGCGGCGCGCUCCGACUGCCCACCCAACGCAUCCGUUCACGCUCCACUUGCUCCAUACCUUUUUCUCUCUGGCCCUUGGGACCAAUUCAACUUUCGUCACGCCCUGGCUGGCGCAUACAUUCUCGACACUGGCUCGAUCUGUCGCUUGCAUACUUUCAUUGUCACUUGCAUGAUAUCCGCGUCGCUCUACCUGUGUAAAUACAGUAAUCAUGACUUGAA